Anoplopoma fimbria (sablefish) is the source of this 1344-nucleotide messenger RNA. Its product is annotated as lamin-A-like. The coding region runs from base 347 to 904 and encodes 185 amino acids. The transcript has 5 exons. NCBI's taxonomy places the organism in Eukaryota, Metazoa, Chordata, Actinopteri, Perciformes, Anoplopomatidae. The record is from RefSeq and is a predicted model, not a curated record.
UUUAGGGCGUGGCCAUUUUGAGUGACAGGUGGGAACAACAUGUCUUCCAGCAGCUAGCACCUACACAGAUAGCUACAUAGCAGUAGACACAUGUUUGACAUAGUAUGACAUUUUGAAAACAUAAUGAAUCAUCACUGUGUUGUUGGUGUAACAGAUGAAAAAAACAGUUUCCUCAUGUUUGAAUGUUAAAGUGUUGACAGACUGGUCUGAUAUGUAAUCUGACAUGUCAUUAUUUUAAUGAUGAGCACUCUGGUGGUGCAGAGGAGACCUGAGCUGCUGUUUGUCUUCAUCUCUCUCUCAGUUGGACAAGAAGCUCUGGAAUGAGAACCAGAAGGCUGAUGAAGACAUGAAGCUGCUGCUGAACAGAAACAAAGAGUGGCAGCAGAAACUCCAUGAAGAGAAGACCAGGAGGGAGGCAGCUGAGAGAGAAGUGGAGACCUUAAAGAAGGUGAAUACAAAGGUACAACACAGCAGAUGUCCUCUCACAGCCAAUCACAGUCCUCUGCAGGAGAACAGCAGCUCAGCCAAUCACAGUCCUCAGCAGGAGAACAGCAGCUCAGCCAAUCAGAACUCAACCACAGGACCUGGAAUCGUCAUUGAGGUCGACCAACGGGGGAAAUAUAUCCGUCUCAGAAACAAGUCCCAUGAGGACCGACCACUGGGAGGCUGGAGGUUAGAAAUGCAGGUCAGCAGAAGAAACAUCUCGUACACAUUUGAUAAAUCUUACAAGCUCAAGUCUGGAGAAACUGUCACUAUGUCAGGUCCAGGUUGUGAUACUCUUUCCUCUUCCUCUGAGCUCUGGUGGAAGGACUUUAGGACGUUCAACUCUGCAGACAAACUGAAGUUCACCCUCAUCGACAACACUGAGAGCCGACAUGAACUCACUUAUACUAUUUUUGCUUAGCUUACCUUAUUGCUCCUUUUAACUGGAAAAAGGAGAAAAAGUUUCCAUCUGUAACUCCAAAUUAAUUCUGAAGGGUGGAUAUAUAUAUUUAUAUACGUAUAAAUAUAUACUGGAAAUGUACUCUUCAUUGUUGAGGAAAAUAGCAUUCUAAAAUCUAUAAAUAAAAUAAUGAACUGUUAUAAAGACAGUGUAAAAUAAGUUAAACUCACGAUUAAAGUGUGAGCUAUUGUAACUCAGGAACUUUUAUUUUAUUAUCUUUGCUGGAUUGAACAUAUUAGAUCUUCACAAAUGUUUGUUUCUAUGUUUUCUAUUUGUUAUUCAAUUUAAAUUGUCAAUAUGUAACCCCUUCUCCAUUUCAUGUGAUGAAGGAAUAAAAAGAUAAAUACAUUUUUGAUAUCUUAUUUUAUUUCCUAAAUUCGAGAUAAUAUUUAUAUUUGAGA